Molecule: messenger RNA, 2229 nt
Organism: Thalassophryne amazonica
Lineage: Eukaryota; Metazoa; Chordata; Actinopteri; Batrachoidiformes; Batrachoididae
Product: inhibitory synaptic factor 2A-like
Biological process (GO): inhibitory postsynaptic potential
Cellular component (GO): postsynaptic density
Source: RefSeq, a predicted model, not a curated record
UCAUGGUGAGCAAGGAAGGUGGCAAAUGCAUGCUCACCAACUCAGAGUCUGACUCGGAGGCGGCACCUUUACCCUCCGCCUCGCUAGCACUGGAGGUAAACUAUUCCCUGGAAGCUAGUCGGCAGGUGAGGAAGCGAAACAAAGCCCUGCAAGUACGUUUCAAGGAUAUCUGUGAGGCGCAGAAUGAGCAACGGGAGGCGGAGCUGCAGGCAGCAGGAAAGGCUGGCAAGCCCAUCUCAUACAAAGUGGCAUAUCGCAAGUACAUGACCGUCCCUGCUCGCCGAUCCAUCCCAAAUGUCACAAAGAGCACGGUCCAGACGUCACCUGACCUGAAGAAACACUACCAGACCUUUCCAUUUGAGCGCAAGAAAGGCCACACCUUUAAACAUGUGGCAACUGUGGAAACUUACAAAGGUCAGAAUAAUGGCUUUGUCAUGGAAGUGAAGCAGUCCAAGGAUGCGCAGGGCGGAGAGGAGGAUGAGGGAGCCUGCAGGGGGAGUGGAGUCCGGCGGAUCAGGGCUCUCUAUACUAAUGAAUGCAUAGCCACAGUGGAGCAGCACACUGCACCCGAUGGCCUGUGCUCUGACACUCUGCUGCUCACUUGCUCUGCGGACACAGACUGCCUUGCAGACACAGGGAAAGGAGCCGGAGCACAGGCCGAGUACCAGCUCUGCAGUGUCCCGUCCAAAGCCAGGACCGGAUUACAAUACGGGGAGGUCGACACAGACCACUCGGCUAAGAGGCAGCUCCUGAAUCUGGAGGAGGGCUCGUCCCAAACCCUGCCGGACAGGGCCUCCAAGGUUACAGGCCCCAUUGCUUGGAACUCACUCACGCAGGUGGAGUGCCUGGACAGUCCGUCUGUGCGGAGCAAGCGGAAGAAAGGCCUGCAGCUGAACGGGCUGCAGAGUGACACCCUACCACGAUCCGGCGGGGGCUGCACAACGCAGGCACAGUGCCACACAGGACAGUUAUCUGCCCAGUCUCCGCGGGGCAUGGAGGAGCUUCUGUCACCCUUCAGGGGCGGCAAUGCUCAGUGGGCACCACCUGACGCGACGCAGGAAGCCUGCAAGCAAAUAGUGCCUAUGCAUCAGGAUGGGGAUGUUAAAGCACAGCUCCAGGCCAUGGAAAACUUAAUCAGCUCCAGUCAAGAGACCAUCAAGGUGUUGCUGGGAGUCAUACAGGAACUGGAAAAGGGGGAGGCGCACAGAGAAGGACUCUCCUAUCGAACCGGACAGGACACGGCAAACUGUGACACGUGCCGGAACAGCGCCUGCAUUAUUUACAGUGUGGAGCUGGACUUCAAGCAGCAGGAGGACAAGCUGCAGCCACUUAUGAAAAGGCUUUGUCCUGCAGAGGACUCCCAUUUCACAGCCCUGCCUUACCCGCAGGAAGCCUUCACCUCCACCCCAAAACGCAAGUCUAAAGCUGAGUCCAAGAAGCACGGCCGUUGGAAAUUUUGGUUCCUGUGAAAACAAAAGGACCAUCCCCCUCCACAACCCUUGCAUAGGAGAUCUUCAUUUGUGUUCUAAUUCUUAUUCCGUCUCCUUUUCUCUUCUCAAACACUGCAUCUCUGGCUAUUAGUAGACCUGGUAACCAGCUGUAACGCAGACCUCGGGAUACCGAUCCCCUACUCAGAGAUGUAUGACGGAAAGCAAGUGUAGAUUCUGUGGAAAUCUCAAAAUGUCAUGCUUACCAAAAAUGGAUUUUGAGUUAUUCUGAACUAAUUUCUUCAAACAAGGUGUGAAAUUACACCAGGGAAAUGGAGAUCAGCAAGGUGAGAAGACGAAUUUAAUUUCCCUCUAAUCUACAGCAUUUGCAUAUAUUUUUCUAGCUAAAGCCUAUGAGGUCCUCUUCUAUGAUCACGAUUCAUUAUCUGUCGAAUUUCUAUUCACCAUUUGGGAAUUUCUUCCAAACCUCCAGGAGAGGUUGGCAAUUCAACCACGAUACUCUAAAGGUCGACAACAACUGCAUAUCACCAUAAUGGAAAGCACAAAUAACACUGUUCAGGAUACAUUCUCUCAGAAUUAUUAACUAUUUUGAAGACUGUCUAGUAGAUGUAGAUCAUGGAUUAACUAUGAUAGAAGAAAGAACACCUGAAGCAGACCGGCCGACGUACUAUGGAAUUCUAUACUGACUUUCUAUUCAUCAUCAAAAUGUCUCCUUGAUUCAACUGGCUUUGAAGCAAAGAAUGAAUAAAUCACACCUAUUUUCAUAUUCACCUUUGCAAAG